UUCAUGUCGGUAAUGUAGAGAUUAUCGAUAGGAAUGAAAUAGUUUUUCAAAUAAAAAUUAACACGUUAAAACAAACAAAGUUAUUUUAUCUGCGGGAAAUUUUAUGUCAUUAAUAAAUAUCACCGUAAAUGAGACCUAGAGGUUCUGGAGGCAGAGCGCCUCCCGUUACGCCCAUGUCUGAAAGGCAACAAAUGGCUUUGUUAAUGCAGAUGACAAACCCAGCAAAUCCAUCUGCGGGUGGUCGAAGUCCAAGUGGAUCCACAUCACGAACUCGAGAUAGAAAUGAAAGAGGUGAAACACCAUUACAUUUGGCAGCAAUAAAAGGAGAUGUUGAUCAAGUUAGCAAACUAUUAUCUCAUAAAGCUGAUCCAAAUGCUACGGACUUUGCUGGAUGGACCCCUUUACACGAAGCUUGUAAUCAUGGAUGGUUUGAAGUUGCUAAUCGUUUAGUACAAGCUGGAGCAUCGGUAAAUGCCAGAGGUUUAGAUGACGACACUCCAUUACAUGAUGCAGCCAGUGGUGGUCACCAAAAACUUGUUAAAUUAUUGGUUGAAAAUGGCGCUGAUAUUCACGCUAAAAAUAAAAAAGGAAAAUCACCUGUUGAUGUUGCUGCACCUCGUGUUCUUUCUAUUCUAUAUGGCAAUAGUCAAAUUAAUUCUGCUCGAGAAUCUGGAGCGAGCCAAAGACAGCAGGGUCGUGUAAGGGAUGAAAAAAAAUUAUCAGAAUCAAAAAAGUGCCUUUCCCCGUCUGAAACUAUGGACACACCUAGUAAAAAUACAUCCACGCCUGAAGAUAUUUAUGAAUUUAAAUCAGUGAAGGAAACAAGUAAUUCACCAGACCCCAAAGCUACGGAUCCUUUAGAAAUACCAAGUGAUGCGGUUGAUCCAUUAAGUAUACCAGCAUCACAGAAUCAAUUAGAAGAACCAGCUGUUUCAAAACGACCUUUUGCUGAAUUAUCUGAUCCACUUGAGGACAUUGGCGAUGAGGAAACUAAAAGAAAAAAGCGUAAAGAUUCUGAUGCAGGUAAAGACAGUUCAUCAAAGCCCUUGUCACAGACUAGCAGAAGCAGUACUGGACCGACGAAAACUUCUACAGGAAAACCAGGCUCAUCAAAUUCAAACAAAUCAUUAUCAGCGGCAUCGAAAAGCCCUUGUCCUAGUCCGAAACCCACAAAUAGUAGUGAUGUGGAAGUUGAAGAUGGGAAAGUCGACUUAAAAGUACCCCCCUUAAAGAUAGUGAUACCUCAAAGUACUACUACUGAACAAGAAUCUGGUAGCUCCCGAAAUGGGAAAAGCAGUUCACAAAGAUCCCAUCAAGCUUUACCAUACGUUGUAGCGAGCUCAAAUAAUAGUAGUGAUUCAACCGAUAAAGACGGGCAAGUUUCUGGAACAACUAGUCCCACAGAUAGCACAUCAGGAAAAGCAUCUGAUGAAAAAAAGGAAUCAUUUUCAGGAAAUUUAAGUGAAGAUCAGAAAUCUGGAUCAGGUCAUCAUCAACGAGUGCUACGCAGUUCGCAUCGAUCCAGUGGUAGUGGCGGAAAUACUGCUAGUGAUCGAGCUAGUAACAAUUCUUCACCUCAAUUACAAAGAUCUCAUUCACCAUCUCCAUCAGCAUCUCCAGCUACUCCAUCUUCAUCAACGACCACACAAGUAUCUGAACCACAAACGUCAACUUCUCAAACAAGUAGCACAUCAAAAUCAACUACAUCUGAUGCACAAGCCGUAGCAAAUACAGAACAUGAUAAUCCAGUGUCAAAUCCCACACCAGCCCCACCACCUCCUCCAUCUGCUCCCGUGGAAUUACAUCCACGUAAAAGAAAGUUACGGCCUAAUAAAGAGCAAACUUCUACAACUCCAUCUCAAGAUAACUCAACUUCGUCAACAAAUACUUCAGUCCAUCCACAUGAGCAACCUAUUACAAAUUGUUAUCAACUGUUCUUAAAUAUCCGAAAACAGAUUGAACGACGCCGUAAAAAUUUAUUUCCCGUUCAGCCAAAGCCUCCACAAGGUUUCAAAGAUUAUUUGAUGAAUCGAUGUUCAUAUGUAUUAGCAAGAAACGCACCUCCGCAACCAACUGUUGUACCUCCGGCAACAGUACCAGGAGCAAUGCGUGAUAUAUAUGUUGAGCAAGAAAAAGAAAGAUAUAAACUUCGAAUGCAACAUGUUAUUGAAAAGGAGAAAUUGGUUUUAUCUGUUGAGCAAGAAAUUUUACGAGUACAUGGUUUAGCUGCCAGAACAUUGGCAAAUCAAACUUUACCAUUUUCCGUUUGUACUGUUCUACGUGAUGAAGAAGUGUAUAAUGUUAUAACACCUGAACAAGAAGAAAAAGAUCGUAACGCACGUUCCAGGUAUAACGGACGUUUAUUCUUGAGCUGGUUGCAAGAUGUUGAUGAUAAAUGGGAAAAAAUUAAGGAAGCAAUGCUGUUACGGCAUCAUAACGAAGCAGAAUCCUUACAUGCUGUACAACGAAUGGAUUGGGAAUGGAAAUUAAAAGAAUUGUCACUUUGUGAGUACAAUGCAACUCCACAGAUCGAUGAGCUUCAUGUACCAAUGGUUCACGUUAGUGAUGAUUUUGAUCUGUUACCUGCUUAAAAAAUGUCUGUGUAAAGACAUGCUUAAAUUUCUUGAAAAAUUUUAAGAAAACGAUA
This is a messenger RNA of Chrysoperla carnea, 2647 nucleotides long. RefSeq names its product ankyrin repeat domain-containing protein 12. The transcript is spliced from 8 exons. Bases 129 to 2591 code for a protein of 820 amino acids. Gene Ontology annotation, molecular function: protein binding. Gene Ontology annotation, cellular component: nucleoplasm. NCBI's taxonomy places the organism in Eukaryota, Metazoa, Arthropoda, Insecta, Neuroptera, Chrysopidae. The record is from RefSeq and is a predicted model, not a curated record.